Molecule: messenger RNA, 704 nt
Organism: Vitrella brassicaformis
Lineage: Eukaryota; Vitrellaceae
Source: the annotation of a GenBank genome assembly
GUCACCUGCCAGUGACGCUUCUUUCAAGGCAUCUUGUGCUAAUAUACGAGGUCGGGGGCACAUAUAUCUUCAAGGAUGCCUCCGAAGAUAGUGAGCAGCGUAUCCGACGAGGAGACGUUCAAGUCCAUCGUCUUCUCCAAUGAAGACCCCAGGCUGCACAGUGAGGGAGCUGUUUGGCUGUGUGCAGUGCAUGUGUGUGGAUGGGUCGGAGACGCUCAUCCUUGACGGACGCCAUGCGAGUGUGUGUGUGUGUGUCAGUUGUUGAUGUGUACACCCAGUGGUGCGGCCCGUGCAACCAGAUGAUGCCGCUCUUCAAGUCUUUGUCCAUCAAUGUCGACUUCUUUGAAGAGCGGGUCAACAUCCUACAGGUGAGUUGAGUGAGGCGGAGCGGGGAGACGAGACGUUCUCUCCAUCUCUCUCUCUCUCUCUCUGUGUGUGUGUGUGUGUGUCUCUGUCAGGUGUGUGCAGCGACCAUUGGCGACUUUGAGAAGUAUGAAGGCACGUCCCAGCCGACAUUUCUCCUUUACAGGGUCAGUCACUGUCUGUCUAUGUCUCUGUCCAUCCAUCCAUCCAUCCAUGUGUGUGCGUGUGUGUGUGCAGGAGGGCAGUUUGGUUGCCGAGGUCAAGGGCGCCAACGCCCCAGUGCUGCUCAAGACUAUCGACCAGAACCUGCCCCCACCACCAGACACCGACUGACUUGACUA